UAACUCGGUGCUUUUAAUUCCCAAUUGAAGUUUCUUAUUCAGUUCAAUCUCCACAAAUAUUAAUAAGUAUUUAAUAGUGUAAUAAAAAAUCACAGCUAAAACCAUAUAAACAAUGGCAGAACGACGUGGUACAAAAGCAUUGGAAUUAUGGUGUCGUCGCAUGACUGAUGGUUAUCCUGGUGUUAAAAUUGAUAAUAUGACUACAUCAUGGAGAGAUGGUUUGGCAUUUUGCGCAAUGAUUCAUCAUUUUCGUCCAGAUUUAAUUGAGUUUGACAAGCUGAACAAAACCGAUGUAUAUUACAACAAUGAAUUGGCCUUCACCACUGCCGAAAAGUAUCUUGGCAUACCCGCCCUUCUAGAUGCUGACGAUAUGGCCGCCUAUGAAGUACCAGAUAGAUUGUCGAUACUCACAUAUCUUUCACAGUUUUAUCAAGUAUUUGCUGCACAAGACUCUCCUUUAGAUUCAUCAACAGAACAAGAAAUAAAUAAUAAACAGAUUUUGGCAAAAAUAUCAACGAAUGGGAUGAAUUUAGAAUUAUACACACCUGAGAUGUCAGGAAACCAAUCACAAUAA
Messenger RNA from Teleopsis dalmanni, 574 nucleotides. Its product is annotated as MICAL-like protein 2. The transcript is spliced from 3 exons. The record is from RefSeq and is a predicted model, not a curated record. Lineage: Eukaryota; Metazoa; Arthropoda; Insecta; Diptera; Diopsidae. Gene Ontology annotation, molecular function: protein binding. The coding region runs from base 113 to 574 and encodes 153 amino acids.